This is a messenger RNA of Durio zibethinus, 1882 nucleotides long. NCBI's taxonomy places the organism in Eukaryota, Viridiplantae, Streptophyta, Magnoliopsida, Malvales, Malvaceae. The record is from RefSeq and is a predicted model, not a curated record.
UCUAUUCCCCUUAAUCCGAGUGGCGGUCCCCGUAAUUAUCACCAGAUACGUGUCCUUCUUUCAGCCCAUUCAAUUUUCGGACAGUUCUGUUACGAAAAAAAGUUCAACAUGGUACAUAAGCGGCCUUUUGUUGAGGAGGAUACAUUCAAGGCUCCAUACAAGCAAUCAAGACAAGAAGAAUAUAGUAACCAACGGGUUUUAUCUUCAGAUCCUUUUUUUCCUGAAGAUGCUGCACAGAUUUCUAAUGUUUCAGGUGAGGGCAGAUUCACAAACGCCAAUACCAAGUGUGAUGAGAAGCUUGCUAAUACCAUUGACACUAAACACCUAGAAAACGCUGAGGACUUUGGAGCCAAUUUUCCUGGCUGUAAUGCCAUCUCUUCCCUGGGCACCUAUAGUAUCGGUGAAGAGCAUUCAUGGCCAGAUGAGCCACUUAACAUUCCUUCAUUUGGAGAAUGUUUUAACCCUCAACGCCCAGUAAAGACAUUAGCUCGUUUGGAAGAUAUCUAUUCUAUACUUUUGCAAUGUCCUCCAAGGAAACCAGUUCUUGUUGGACCUAAUUACCAAGCUGAUAUUCCAGAAUGGGACUCACAGGUUGCUAGGAACACUUCUAAUGAUAGUGAUGUAACUGAAACUGCUGCCGGCAGAUGUGAGAAUGAACUGAUGGGAACUUGUAUCAUUCCUAUGCCUGCUUUGGAGUCUUCUGCAUAUGAUGACAACAUAGGAAGUGGCAGAACUAAUUGCAGUUGUGAGGACAAGGGUUCUGUCAGGUGUGUCAGACAGCACAUUCAGGAAGCAAGAGAGGAACUUCGACGGUCUCUUGGGCAUGAGAGAUUUAUGGAGCUUGGUUUCUGUGACAUGGGUGAGCUAGUGGCAGAGAAAUGGAGCGAGGAGGAGGAACAGCUAUUCCACCAAGUUGUAUUCUCUAAUCCAGCAUCCUUGGGGAGGAAUUUCUGGGACAGCCUUGCUUCUGUCUUCCCUUAUCGAACCAAAGAGGAUAUUGUCAGUUAUUACUUCAAUGUAUUUAUGCUGCGGAAGAGGUCUGAGCAGAACAGAUGUGAUUCAAUGAGUAUCAAUAGCGAUAACGAUGAAUGGCAGGGGACUGAUGAUUCUGACAACAAUGAAGUUGAGUUCUCAGAUGAAGAUGAGGACUCUGUUGUUGAAUCACUUCUAUGUCAAGAAGAUUUUGCACAUCAUCAGAGUCUGGAAAAUGGAUUGUGUGUUUUUGAUGAGGAUGCUGCCGAUGAAACUUGUGAUAAUCACAGUACUGAUUUUGGUAGUGGUGUGGAUGUCCUCAAAGUUUCAGAAACAUAUUCUGGAAAGUUGUUUAGCAAAUGUGGUUCUGAUCCCAUAGCUCAGGUGCAUGAGAACACUCUUAAGGAUGCACCAGGAGAACAAGAGGAACGAGAGGUCCAAGAUGACUCAUGCACAUCUUCUGAUACAGGGGCUGCUUCACAAGAACUACAGGUGAAUGCUGACAAUGGCGAUCAGUGGCAAGGUAACUUCAAUGGGCUAAUCAAUGGUAGUAGCCAUGGAUAUGUUUUGGAACCAUGUGAUACUAAAGUUUGGGAUGCUGGAUAUACAACUUGCCAAAAAAAUAAAAUUGACUUGUUACCCACAUGUAGUAUGAUUGAAGAAGUUUUUGGAGAUGGGUCGUGAUAUUACAGAGUUAAAAAAAAAAAAAAAAAGGGUCUUAAUUGUUUUGCAGUGAUGGUGGUAUGAAAAGCGCCUGCCAUCUAAGGUUUACAGUCUGGAUAAACAUAGGAGUUUUCCCUCCGUAGAUUGAAUUCUCAUCAAUGAAUAGAAUUCGAUUUUUCCUUGUACACUCACAUAUAAUAGAAACCUGCCUUCAUUGUAAUAUAGAGAAUUUUAUGUGAUUGGUUUU